AUGAGUGCCUCUCUCUCGGCACGCGCCGUUCCCGUCACGCUCCGAGCGCCCGUAGGAGCGCGACGCUCCGUCAGGCGCGGGUCCGUUGUCCGCGCCGCCGCCGACGAGGAUAAGCCCCCAGCCGGUUGCACCAGGUACAGCAUAAACAUAAAAAGACCGCUGGGCUUGGUGCUGGAGGAGAAGAAGGAGGGGGGUAUCUUCGUCGGAGAGAUCGUGGAGGGAGGAAACGCGGACAAGAGCGGGCUGGUGUCCGUCGGGGAUGAGUUAAUCGCCACGAGCGGGGUCGUGUUCAACUCCACGCAGGACUACGGCGGUGUGAGCGUCAAGAGCGGCGAAGAGACCGUGCGAUUGGCCGUGCGGGGAGAAAAGUUCGACACCAUCAUGGCCGCCAUCGCGUCCAACCCGUCGCAGAGGACGGUCACCCUCGAGUUUCAGAAGUGCAUGUGA
Molecule: messenger RNA, 447 nt
Organism: Micromonas commoda
Lineage: Eukaryota; Viridiplantae; Chlorophyta; Mamiellophyceae; Mamiellales; Mamiellaceae
Exons: 1
Coding region: 1-447 (148 amino acids)
Molecular function (GO): protein binding
Source: RefSeq, a predicted model, not a curated record